This is a messenger RNA of Chenopodium quinoa (quinoa), 1020 nucleotides long. RefSeq lists its product as uncharacterized. The transcript has 2 exons. The coding region runs from base 1 to 1020 and encodes 339 amino acids. The record is from RefSeq and is a predicted model, not a curated record. Gene Ontology annotation, molecular function: nucleic acid binding; zinc ion binding. NCBI's taxonomy places the organism in Eukaryota, Viridiplantae, Streptophyta, Magnoliopsida, Caryophyllales, Amaranthaceae.
AUGGCGGAGGAAAUUGUGAACCUCUACUCUCGGCUUUGUAUUCGAGAGGAGGAGAAGAAAUCGAUUGACCUAGGAGCCCUAACGAGCGGCGAGGAGGAGAAUAAUCUGUCACUAAUGCUUGUUGGGAAACUGCUCACACAUAGGUCCUAUAACGUUGAGGCGUUCAAGAAGACAAUCACUAGCAUCUGGUCUCCGAUUCAUGGUUUGGCAAUUAGGGUUCUUAGCCCUAAUCUCUACGCUUUCCAAUUCUUUCAUUGGAAAGAUCUCGAUAAGGUGUUACGAGGACGUCCAUGGUGUUUCGAUAAUAUGCUCGUUCUAUUGAAAGAAAUCGAUGGUGAUGAACAACCAGAAGAUGUGACUCUCACGCACUCCCCUUUUUGGGUUCGUAUAAAAAACCAACCCUUCAAUUGCAGAUCGAACUCCCAUGUCAGGGCAAUUGUGGAGGGGAUGGGUAAAGUUAUGGAGAUUGAAGAGGAUAUUCUUGGAAUAGGGAGAUACCGGAGGGUUCGAUUAAUGCUUAAUAUCACAAAACCCUUGAAGCGUUUCCAGGAAAUCAAAGAUCGCAGAGGAAGAGAAUCGUAUGUGAAUUUUGCUUACGAGAGACUCCCUUUUUUCUGUUUCUCCUGUGGGAUAAUGGGGCAUGCUGAGCGUGAGUGUCAUAAUGUUACUGAAGAGGACAGGCAGGAACAAUUGGGAUGGAGCUUAGACCUAAAGGCUACCCCAAGAAAAGGAAUGUCGAAGGAAAUGGAAGAGAUUGAGAAUCUGAAGGAUAGCAGGCUGGAGUUGGAUACUGAAGGAGAAAUAGCAUUGAAAACCCGUACGUGGAAAAGAAUAGGCCAGACAAAGCAAAAUGCAACAGAGGUUACCACUGAUGCACCCACUAAACGUGGUUCAAAGGAGUUAGGCUCUAUAGAAGAUGACACCUUCGGAGGGAAGCGAAUUAAGCAGGGUGAGGUGAAUACGAUGGAUGUUUCAAUGGCGGCGGUGAUUGGCUCGGGCCAAUCCCGCCUCACACAAUGA